AUGGCGUUUAAGCUCGGGCGGUUAAAUCUGGGCGCCGUCGCGCAGGGGGUGGGAGGCCUCGUCUUCGGAAGCGGCGACGACCAAGAAGACGACGGCGGAGUGGAGCGGCUGCUGGAUCGCAUCAGCAAUGGAGUACUCGCAGAGGAUCGCCAGUCCGCCAUGGCCGACCUGCGCGACGUCGUCACGGACAGCCCUGUCGCACAGCAGGCGCUGGGAGCUAUGGGUAUCCCUGUGCUGCUAUCCGUAUUGCGGGAGGACCGAGAGGACGUGGACCUGAUUCGGGGAGCUCUAGAGGUGCUGGUGGCAGGGUUGGCAGCAGGGGCAGGAGGAGGGGCCGCGGCGGAGCAGAGGGAGUGGGGCCAGCAGCAGCAGCGGGUGGCGCCAGGGGUGAUCAACUCGGAGCUCUUCGCACGCGAACCGCACAGCAUCGCAUUGCUGUUGGCAUUGCUGGAGGAGGAGGACUUUUACAUUCGCUACCAUACCGUACAGCUGCUCACUAUCCUGCUCUCCAACUGUCCGCACAGGCUACAGGAGGCCAUAUUGGUGAUACCACAGGGCGUGGGGCGGCUCAUGGAUAUGAUGGCUCUGAACGAGCGAGAGGUGAUUCGCAACGAGGCUCUCGUUCUCAUGAUCAACCUCACACGCUCUGCCGAGGAGAUUCAAAAGAUAGUGGUAUUCGAGGGCGCCUUUGAGCGAGCACUCAACAUCAUUCGCGAUGAGGGAGGGGCGGAUGGGGGCAUCGUCGUACAGGACUGCAUAGAGCUCAUCAACAACCUUCUCCGAUCCAACCCGGCGCUGCACUGUGUGCUGCGGGUGGCGCUGCGAGCGAGUACGAUGAGAGAGAGCUCUGCUGCUGACUACGUCAUUCGGUGCUUCUGUGAGGGCAACAGCGAGGGCCAGACCAUGCUGGCGUCCACCAUCACUCCUCUGCCACAAGGCGUCGCGGGCAAGGGCAAGCGAGGAGGAGGAGGUGCAAUGGGGGCCGAUGCUGCUGAUGAUGUGGCUAACCUCACGUUUGGAGGCAUCUUGGUGCGAGCACUGAUUGCCGGUCAGAGCGAGCAAGCUCUGGAGGGGAGCUGCAGGGCAGCCAGCGUGCUCUCGCACCUCCUCACGGGCAACUCAGCAGCCAAGGAGCGAGUGCUGCGCAUCCCCCUGCAGAUCCCCACCUCCGCCCUCGCCCCUCCGGAGCUUCUCAUGCCGCGCAUCAUGCGUUAUCUCGCUGCUGCUGCCGCCCCUCCCUCUCCUCCCCUUCCCACCUCCUCGCACCCGCACUCGCACCACCAUUCGUCGUCUUCUCACUCCCUCUACUCCUCCUUCGCCUCGUCGUUUUCCUCCUUCGCCUCCUCCCCUUCCUCUUCCGCCUCCUCCUCCUCCCCGUCGGCCGUCUGGCUGCAACCCGUGCUGCUCCGCCUGCUGCUGACGUGGCUCUCCGACUGCCCACCAGCUGUCGCCGCAUUCCUCGCGCCGCCCGGCCACCUGCCGUUCCUCAUCGGCCUCGUCAGCGCCGCCAGCUCAGCAGCAGCCGCCGCCGCCGCCGCCGCAAUGCCAGGUGGCGGCACGGGAGAGGACGGGGAGGGGCACGGGGAAUCAAGCGGGGGAGGGUACGGGGAUGGAUAUUCUGAUGGGUACGACGCAGCAGGUGACAGGAAACGAAGCGGAGGAGGUGGAGGAGAGUUGGACGGGAGAGGGGCAGACGAGGCAGCAGCAGCAGCAGCAGCAGCAGGAGGAGCAGGAGCAGGAGCAGGAGCAGGAGGAGCAGGAGGGGUGGCAGUGCAUGUGGGGGGUCUAUCCUCACUCGUUCUAGGCGCCUGCGUUGUUUUCAAUGAUAACACAGGCCCCACCGAUGCAGCCACAGUGGUGGAUAUAAUCACUCAGCGCAUCGGCCUUGCAGCUUUUUUCGCCCGGAUAGAGGAUUUGAAACGGGACCCGUACUUUCUUGCAGGGGGAGCGGGGCCACGGCCCCCGAAGCCGCUCACGAGAAGCACUGCUGCUGCGGAGGCAGCUGCUGGGGGAGCGGGAGGGGGAGCGGGGGGAGCAGGGGGGGUUAGGUCUGGGGAAGGGGGCGGCAGCAGCAGCGGUAGCAAACGCAGUGAGAUAGCGGAGGAAGGAGGGUCUGGUUCUGCUGCCACAUCUUCUGCUGCUGCUGGGCUCGCAACUGCUGGGCUCGCGACAGCAGCCAGUCGCGUGCCGCCUGUUUCUAGUGCGUCGAGUUUGGAUUUUGAGCCGCCCAUUGCUUCGUUUUACGACCGGGAGUUUGUGCGGUCGGUGCUGGUGCUGGAGGAGGCAGUGCGGUUGAGAGUGGUGCAGCUGUUUUCGAUGCCGAGAGGCGGGGUCACAGCAUCAGGAGCUGCAGGUGCGUCCCUCUCUGCCCUCUCCACCGCACUCCACUCCUUUCAGCUGCAGUUAAGAUCUUUCCGACUUCUGAUCUUCCACUCCCCACCCCAACCCCACUCACAGCACCUGCGGAGUCGCAACGUUGCCCUUGCAAAGGAUGCAAUCCAACUCGCCUCUUGUUACCCCCUGUUUCCCAACCCCUUCCCUCUCCCCAAUCCCCCCCAAUUCACCCCCCUACAGCACCUGCGGAGUCGCAACGUUGCCCUUGCAAAGGAUGCAAUGCAACUUGCCCCGCAAUCCCCUUCCUCUGGCGCCGGCGACCAAUCACAGGCUGCCACGUCAGCAGACAGCACGGGCGGUGCGAGCUCGGCGCCGACUCACGCUGAGCUGGAAGCCGCCCGGCGCCAGCUGGCGGAAGCGGAAGCGAGCGUGGCGACGCUGAGAGGGGAGCAGGAGACACUUAUGAGCGAACUCGUGCAGGUGCGGCAAGUGGCAGCAGGGAAAGAAGCAGACCUGCAAGCUCUAUCCAUGGCCUACCACAGUCUAGAGCAGGAGAAUCUCAGACUAGAAGGGGAGGUGAAAUCCCUCCAAUCCAACACAGAAACCCUCCGAGCCAGCCUUGCUUUGGCCGAAGCUGCUGCCGCCGCUGCCGGCUCGGGAGCUGCGGCAGGGGCGGGAGCAGGCGGGGGGGUGCCCGAAGCUGAGGUGGAGGAGCGGGUGGAGGCGGCUCGGCAGGAGGCUCGGGAGGAGGCGCAGCGGGAGAGUGAGACGGAGUUGAAUGAUUUGUUGGUGUGCCUGGGGCAAGAGGAGAAGAAGGUGGAGGUGCUAAGAGGGAGGCUGAUUGAACUUGGGGAGGAUGUGGAUGCUUUGAUGGAAGGGAUAGUGGAGGGAGAGGAGGGGGGCGGGGAGGAGGAGGAGGGUUAA
Molecule: messenger RNA, 3258 nt
Organism: Closterium sp. Yama58-4
Lineage: Eukaryota; Viridiplantae; Streptophyta; Zygnematophyceae; Desmidiales; Closteriaceae
Source: the annotation of a GenBank genome assembly